Didymella exigua CBS 183.55 is the source of this 915-nucleotide messenger RNA. RefSeq names its product SURF4-domain-containing protein. Lineage: Eukaryota; Fungi; Ascomycota; Dothideomycetes; Pleosporales; Didymellaceae. The coding region runs from base 1 to 915 and encodes 304 amino acids. Gene Ontology annotation, cellular component: endoplasmic reticulum; endoplasmic reticulum-Golgi intermediate compartment; membrane. The record is from RefSeq and is a predicted model, not a curated record. Gene Ontology annotation, biological process: Golgi organization. The transcript is spliced from 4 exons.
AUGGCGCAAAUACGGGGCACAGCGGGUUACCACCUGGGAAAUCAGAGCCCCUUCGGCAAUGCUGGACGGAACGAUGGCACCACGAAUGACCCGAGUCCGCUCGAUCAGCUCCGGGAGCAGACGAACAAGAUUGAGGACUUCUUGGACACGCUGUCGGAUCCGAUCAAGCCAUACCUCCCAGCCAUCGGCCGGUUCUUGAUCGUUGUCACUUUCCUUGAGGAUGCGCUGCGCAUUCUGACACAAUGGAGCGACCAGCUCACAUACCUCCACGAUUAUCGACACAUCUGGAACGGCUUCACUCACGCAUUCCUCAUCGUCAACGUAGUCGCAAUGACAGUAUGCUCGAUUAUGGUCAUCGCACGGAAACACUCGGAAUACGCUGUAGCUGGUCUCAUGAGCGUUGUGGUCAUGCAGGGUAUCGGAUACGGUCUGGUCUUUGACCUGAACUUCUUCCUCCGCAACCUCUCGGUUAUGGGCGGUCUGAUGAUGGUUCUGUCCGACUCCUGGGUUCGCAAGAAGUUCGCCCCCGCCGGCCUUCCCCAGCUUGACGAGAAGGACAAGAAGAUGUACUUCCAGCUCGCUGGACGUGUUCUUCUCAUCUUCCUCUUUGUUGGCUUCGUUUUUCGCGGCGACUGGGGCUUCUGGAGGAUCAUGGCUAGCCUGCUCGGUCUGAUCGCGUGCGUUAUGGUUGUUGUUGGCUUCAAGGCCAAGUUCUCUGCAAUCAUGCUGGUACUCAUUCUCAGCAUAUUCAACCUUUACGUCAAUAACUGGUGGACCCUGCACCCCCACCACCCCCACAAGGACUUCGCAAAGUACGACUUCUUCCAGAUCCUGUCGAUUGUUGGUGGAUUGCUCCUUCUGGUCAAUAUGGGCCCUGGUCAGUUCUCCGUCGACGAGAAGAAGAAGGUCUACUAG